UUCUUUCCAGAUUUUCGAAAGGAUUUGCGUUUGCCAAUUUAGAAACAGCUAAUGAGUUUGAGGAACAAAGAUCUCGCUUCUUCCAGGAGAACGAGCGGCGCGACGACUACAUGGAGAUGCGCGAGGGCCUCGACCUGACCAACGUGAACUUCCGCGAGUUCGUGAUCGCGCGAAGGGACACGAAGCGGCUUCCUUGGUACACGCGCCACUCCGUGUUCUGGGUGGCGUCGCUGCUGCUCCUGUCGUGGCCGCUGAGGCUGAUCGUCGAGUACAACACGGCGUAUGUGCACUACCAGGUGACCAAGCUCUUCGGGGUAAACUACACGACGCCUGUAAGCGGCGGCCGCGCGUCCCGCGGGUCGGCGGCGACUGACAGCCACGACCUGGAGGUGACCAUCGCCAACAACUGUACCGUGGUUCCCUCCUACAGCGAGGCGCUCCUCAUGGACAUCGGCGGACCCGCGUCGCUCACGCCUGCCGUCGACGCCAACGGCAACAUCCAGAACGGAGGGAGCCUCCCGGCGGCGCCGUCCUCCGCCAGCGUCGGCUCGGAGCUGGCGCCGUCGUCCAUAGAGGCAGCGGCAUCGCGGACGUCCCUGCACAACGGCUACGUCCUGUACCACCCCUCGCCCCUCGUCCCUGUCACGCCUCUCGACCCUUUCCAGGGGCGUCGCCGCACCACGCCCACAGAGGCCCCGCCCACCUACGACGACGCGUUGCGGGUGUCAGCUCCCCUCCUGGGCACAAUGUCCCCCUCUCCGCUGCGACGCUCACACACAGAGCGGGACAUCCCCUCUACCCCGCGUCUGGCACUCCCCAGGCACUCGUGCCACUACGACCUAGAGACGCAGCUAUGACACUUUUCUUCCUCUUCCACCCCACAUCUAACCCUCCCCCUUCCCCUUCCCUUCCCCCUACCGUGCCCUCUCCCCUGCCCCUCCUCUCCCCGCAUGGCCCUCGCCCUGCCCUCCCCUUGCGCCCCGCGACUGGACCCCUCUGGGCGCCCGUGGCACUGCGACAUGGAGACGCAGCUAUGACCUCCCCAGCCCCACCCGACGACCCUCUCGGAUACUCGAUACGGCGAAGGAAUACCCGAGGCUGUCUGAGGCAGAGAAGGAGACAACGAAUUUCACUGGACAGCAACGCACUGUUUCUAGGGAGUUUUGUCUAAGGUGUUUGCGCUCGAAUUUUCAAAACAAAGAGUACAGUUUAAAAAGAAGUGUGUGCUGAAGAGCAUAUAGACUUGAUCAGUGAUAAAUUUAGCACAAAAAAAGUGGUUCAUGUGAUCCACGCGUUCGCACAUUUUAGAAUUUAAGAGCAGGAACUGUUGGGCUUUUCAUGUGACAUAGACGCUUUGUCUGGGUAUUUUUUCUGGUCUGGAAAUUGAGAUCUCGUUGCCACAGCGACUCAGUGUCCCGGAGUGAUUUUCCCCCCGAGUUUACCGAUUCUGACAACUAUUUUUGAGACUUGUAUAUUUCAGUAGAGGAAAAAAAAAACUAUGACUAUAAAUCUAUAGCUCUUUCACACAAUGUCUGCUUCCCUGAAUUAUUCUAAACGCCUCUUUUCCUGAUUUCUUUUUAUAUCCUCUACUGAAGACUAUCUAGAUAUUGAGUCGACAGUUCACAGCCGCUCCCCAGCUGUGUCUCGAAAUCAAAGCUACGCACGAAAACCAAAACUCAGUGAGCCUUGAAUGAGCUCCGUUUCAAUGCUGGUGAGCUCCAAGAUUCUUUUUUUGUUUGUUUUUUUUGUUUUUUGUUCCCAGCUUUAAGGAGAUAUUGUUAGUUCCUUGGAAUCCCCAAAGGAAAUGUUUGUAAGUAAAUAGUCAAAUAAAAUGUUGUUAGAGAUAUUAAGCUUUAAGGCGUGUUAAGCCACAAUGAAGGGCUACUACGUUCGCCAUGUUAGGCAACUGUUAUGGUUAAUACGAUGUACAAAAGCUAUCACGAAUAGCUAAACUGUAUAUAGAUAUUGCCGAGUGUUCAUUUAUAUAUGACAUUUUAGGUCACAGUGAAGUACAGUAUUUACUUUUAGAGGAAUAGCUUCAGCAGACUCUGUCACUGUCAAAAGGAGAUAACUGUCAUACCUUUCUAAGAAGAAAAAAAAACGAUAUUUUAUUUCUUUAUCAAGAUUAUAUAUUGUUAUACCGGAGUUAGGCGAACCGGUAGUUUUCCAGAGAGAAACCACCUCAUUCAGCCGGCAUCGUCGAAAAUGGCCUCCAUUACCUCAAAAGUUGUUCGUAUUCCAAGAUUAUUACAACUUGUUUGAUAAUUUUGCAGAAGAAAAACAUCUGUUUCCGCGGUUGGUGCGCUUGUCAACACUUCCACUCAUAUUUUUCUACACUUUGUAGUCUGUAGUCUGUAAGAUUGAUAUACUCAAUACCAAUUAUUUUAGCUCAACAUGAACGGUGUUGUUUAGUUUGGAUCCAGAUCUAUUUAUUUUCACAAAUGUAUUUAUAAUACUGGCUUGACAUUCCCUAGUUCCCCUGCCUCUUUCCAGCCUCCCUUUUCCCCUGGCUAGUCAUCUUCACUCGUCCCCCGUUGCGCCUUCCCUUCAUACAAGUCUUCGCCCCUUCCCGUUUCCCAUUUUCCUCAGUUCUCCCCACAAGGCAAGGGAAGCAAAGAAAACGGAGGCCUAACGUGAACUGUGCCCAUGGAGUUUGGUUGCCAGUUCGACCCCUAGAGAUGUCCACCUAUGUCCACCUAUGUCCACCUAAACCCCCGGUCCCCGCAACCUUUAGUGCUGUCAACGUCAUGUAGCCAGAGUAAAAGACAAAAUAUGGAAGAAAAUACGCAUCGUAAGCAUCUGUAACCUUGUCUAUAUUGUUCUUGGAGUAAAGAGAAGCGACUAACCUCGCGUGACUGCGGUUGGUGCUGUGCUGUGUACCUAAACAUAGAAGCUUCCGCCUGCUA
Molecule: messenger RNA, 2906 nt
Organism: Penaeus chinensis
Lineage: Eukaryota; Metazoa; Arthropoda; Malacostraca; Decapoda; Penaeidae
Product: transmembrane protein 151B-like
Exons: 3
Coding region: 111-857 (248 amino acids)
Source: RefSeq, a predicted model, not a curated record